UUCGUUUCCUCAGCGCAAAAAUCUGUGUUUUUCCACGCCAGACGAUUUGUUUUUUUAUUUGUGUGUUUGAUGAACAAAAUUUCGAAUAUGGAAAGUUUGCCAAUGUAUUACACGGACUCGCGGACGAAAAUGAGUCGAGCUAUACUGAGCCGAGAAGUUUGUCUCAAAUUCAUAAAACGUGUAGAAUUUUUCGAAUGCCUUUGGAAUAGGAAUGCACAAGGAUACAAAAACCCCAUAACGCAACUUGAUGCUUGGAUAACUUUGGCAAAGGAAUUUGGAGUCCCCUAUCAGCAACUUCGCCAGAAGUGGAGAUCCCUGCAAGGCUCCUUUAGACACUUUAACUAUAAAUUCCAGGCUGCAAAUGCAAGCGGAGAGUCACCUCCAAAUUGGUUUGCAUUCAACGCCAUGCAGUUUUUGAAUUUUAAAACGUAUCGCGAACCAAUGAUGGAUCUAAAUCAACCACCUUCGCAAAUACAUGUCAAUAAUCUACCAGAACCAUGCAGUCGAGAAGAAUCGCCAGAACCAGGCCCGUCUACAUAUGUACUGUCGGCUCCAUCAUCGCCGCCACUGAGAAUUAUUGAAGCGAGAAGUUUAUUGCCUAAAACACCGCCACCGCAAACCAUACCUAAACCAAAGCCGCCCCAAACCAUACCAGUUCAAAAGCGCGGUCGCACUAUGAAGCGUCGGCUGGAGGAGCCCUCUCUUCCCUACAACAGAAACAUGCUAAAAGUGUUGGAGAAUGUGUCCGCUGUGACGGAUCGUCUAGUCGAGGAAAGACAGACAGUAAAAUCCGAUGGGAAGACAUUUGGCGAGUGGGUUGGCGACCUGCUGGACGAGUGGUCGCCUGAUAGGAGGCAGUCGGCUAAAGUGGCCAUCCGCCGAUUCUUGGCGAAAAAAGACUCUGCACGAUACAGGGAACGAAUGGGACGGAAAGUAGAAAAGAUGUACGAAAGCAGCGAUAGCGAUAGCAUGCCCAGCCAGGUACAAAAGUGAAGAUGCACAUAAGUUGGGAAGUUGUAAGCAUAAAUAAGUGAACAUAAAUUUACUUCACGAAUCGUGAAUCACGAAUAAAU
Anopheles darlingi is the source of this 1073-nucleotide messenger RNA. Its product is annotated as transcription factor Adf-1-like. The coding region runs from base 70 to 993 and encodes 307 amino acids. Gene Ontology annotation, biological process: regulation of transcription by RNA polymerase II. The transcript is spliced from 5 exons. Gene Ontology annotation, cellular component: transcription regulator complex; nucleus. NCBI's taxonomy places the organism in Eukaryota, Metazoa, Arthropoda, Insecta, Diptera, Culicidae. The record is from RefSeq and is a predicted model, not a curated record.